Messenger RNA from Arxiozyma heterogenica, 3630 nucleotides. RefSeq names its product Pho81p (gene PHO81). Gene Ontology annotation, biological process: lipid metabolic process. Lineage: Eukaryota; Fungi; Ascomycota; Saccharomycetes; Saccharomycetales; Saccharomycetaceae. The record is from RefSeq and is a predicted model, not a curated record. Bases 1 to 3630 code for a protein of 1209 amino acids. Gene Ontology annotation, molecular function: phosphoric diester hydrolase activity; protein binding. The transcript has a single exon.
AUGAAGUUUGGUAAAUAUUUAGAAGGUAGAGAAUUGGAACUACCUGAAUAUACCGGCUAUUUUAUGGAUUAUAAGGCUUUGAAAAAAUUGAUUAAACAAUUGAGUUUGCCUAAUGGUGAUGUCUCCUUAAACACUGGUGAUGUUAACAGUAUAAACUUCCAUUCAAAUGAUAAUCCAUUCCAGGAUCCAAACAGUUACAAAAGGUUACAAAAUAAUAAAGCUUCUUUUUUUUUUAAAUUGGAAAGAGAAUUAGAGAAAGUGAAUUCAUUUUAUUUACAGAAGGAAUCAGAUUUAAAGAUUAAAUUCAACAUCCUUUAUUCAAAAUAUGUAAAUUAUAGGUCGAAUGGGAGGCUCAAUUCCAGAAAUAGUUUGACUUUCAAAUCUAUCUAUGGUAGGUUUAUUAAAUUCCAAAAAGAUCUUAUAGCUUUUGAACAAUAUGUGGAAUUAAACAAAACUGGGUUUUCGAAGGCUCUAAAAAAAUGGGAUAAACGGUCUCAUUCACAAGACAAAGAUUUCUAUCUAGCCACCGUGGUAUCUGUUCAACCGGUUUUCACUAGAAUAGAUAUUUCUAAAUUAAAUGAUGAAACAUUAAAUAUUCUAAUGGAAUUGAAUGAUUUACAAAAUAAUAACACAACAAAUGAUGAUAAUUCAACAAAUUUGGAAAAUAAAAGAACCACUCUAGCAAAUGGCACUCCAAGCACAGUGAUUAGUACUAGGACACCACUUGUAGAUUCCUUUAAAUAUGAUUUGAGUCCCAUGAAUCUCACAACUCCAUCCGAAGCCUUCGUUACAACGCCAAACGUUUUGAACAAUUAUAUAGAUUUUGAUUCAGAGAUUGAAGAAUGGUAUUUGGAACUAAUAAAUAUAUCAAAAUUAAAGGAUGAUGAUAGAAGGAAAGAAAAUUUGGCAACUUUUUAUAGUAAUAAAAUUGCACCCUUUUUCAAUAAUGUCAAUGAUUUGUCACAAGAUUCAAAAUAUUCAUAUAACCAACCAAUUGUUGAUUUGUUAUCAAAGCUAUUUCUUUUAUUGGUUGGUUCAAAGAUGAAAGACUCUGAUCUUGAAAUAUUUUACAGUACAAUUAAAAGCAUGAUCGACUUAGGUUAUUUAGAAGAGGAUGAUCAGACAUAUUCUAAGAAAAAUAUACUACAUCAGGCUACACACUGUUCUAGUGAUAGUAGAGAUUUCGUUAUUAGAGAAGUGUUGAAAACACUUUCACAGGAGACAUUAAAAAUUUUGGUAAAUGCAGUCGAAAUUCAUAAAAGAACACCCCUUCAUUUUGCGGCAGAAUUAGGAAAAUUAAAUUGUGUUCAACUGUUGUUAAGUGUUAGAGGGAUUGAUCAUACCAUUAAUUCAAUUGAUGAUGAUUAUGAUUCGCCUUUGGUCCUUGCAAUUAAGAAUAAUCAUAUUGAUAUCAUAUAUGAAUUAUUGAAAAAUCAUGUAGUAUUGAAAUCAUUGAUCAGUCCUGAAAAUUUUCAGUUUUCACCUUUACUCGUAGCCUGCAAGUAUAAUAAUUUUAAAGCUACACAAAUUAUUUUAGAUAUUUUUAAAGCAAAUGGAAUAGAUAUUAAUACGGUGGUCAAUACAGAGGGAUUAGGCCCCUUGCAUGUUACAAGUAGAUUGGCUGAGGAUACCACAGAUUUACUUAAACUUUUAAUUAAUCAUGCUGUGAACCCGAAUGGAAUAGAUGAUUUUAACAAGUUUAGUCCGAUUUUCUAUGCUAUAAAGGCUUGUAAUGUUAAAGCUGUUAAAGUAUUGUUACAUAAUGGCGCUGAUAUUGAGAUUACAGAUGAACAUGGAAGAGAUCCAAUGUUUUAUGUUCUUUGGGAGAGCGAUGUAGAGGUUCUUAAUGAAUUUUUACCGUAUAUGCAGAAAAAAUGCUUCAAGAAGAAGAACGAAUUUAAUGUAGUAGACACUACUUUAAAGACGUUGCAAGUUCCUUUAUUAGUUGAUAGUUUCUCAUUGUCAGGAGAUGAAUUGAAUGAUUCAGACCAUAGUUUGAAUGAUAUCCCAGAUUUUGCAUUGCCGCCUCCGAUAAUCCCAUUAAAAAAGUAUGGUCAUAAUUAUUUAAUACAGAAGAUAUCUGUUAAAUUAAUCUUUGAAAGAAAUGGGAAAUGCAUUCACUUGAAUUCUGCAGAUGAGACUAUCGUUGUUCCUGAUGCAGGAAGAAUGACGGUGAUUUCAAACUAUCCAGAUAAUUUACCAAGGAACAUUAUUCUUCAUGAUAGUAUGGGGGGUAAUGGAAGCAAUUACCUUGGUAAAUGUGAAGAAGAGAAUAUAUUCGAAGGCUCUAAUGAAGUAAUAUUUCAAGUUGAUACUUUAAAAGAUUUAGUAGUUGAUUUUGAGAUUUAUCCAGAAUUUGGUACCCGAUUGAUUGCAAAAACUACAUGUAUGCCAUUUUUAUUUGAAAAAUUUAACAAAAAUCAACAAGAUGAGAUUUUUUUACCUUUGUUUGAUUCAAAAUUGAACAACAUUGGUAACUUUAAGUUUAGAUAUCAGAUUAUUUUUCCUUAUAGUGGUAGGCCUUUGCAGAUUGAUAAAUACGAGCCAUACUGGAAAUCUACAUCUAAUAAUGGUAAUAGUGGGUGUGGUAAUAGUGGUAGUAGCAUUAUUACUAAUAACCUAGAUACUGUAAUUUCAAACGAUCUGACAUCUUUUACUCUUGGGAAUCCGUUGUUAAAAAAUGCUACUGCUGCUAAUAAUAAUAGUAAUAAUAGUGUUAUUAAUACACAAGUGCCGCAUUAUAUUACAUCCUCAUCUAUCUAUGGUUCAUUUACCAAGAUCAAAAUACAUUGUUUAGAAGAUGGUACAUUAGUCACAUCACCAAAUUGUUUUAUUGAAUUUAAUGGGGUCAAGUUUUUAUUGUCAAGUUUGAAUAAAACACAAUUAAACGUCUUAUUAUCAAAGGAUAAUCUAUCCGAUAUUAAAGCUGAAGAUAUAGAGACCGAGACUAAGUUAUUAGAUGUUGUUAAUACAAGAACUUUACUGUUUAAAGAUUUACUACAAUUGAUUCCAUACAAUUUACAGUUAGUUAUUCAAGUGUGUUAUCCUACAGAUAAUGAAAGAGAAUUGGUUGUGAAGGAUGUUUCAAGUGAGACAGGUUUAAACAAAUAUAUUGAUAGAAUUCUGUUUACUGUGUUUGAACAUGAAAGAAUGUUGAGACAUACAUUUGGUAUAUUAAGGUCUAUAAUUUUCAGUUCCUGCAAUUGGAAAGUUUGCUCUAUCUUGAAUUGGAAGCAACCUAAUUUCCCAGUGUUAUUAGAGAUGAAUUCAUUAAUAUUGAAUGAUAAGUACAAAGACAGUAGGUUUAUUUUAGAUACACCACAUAGACUAAAAAGUAUGAUAGAACAAGGAGAGGGAGAAGAAAAGGGAGUCGAUAUGAUAGAUAAGAAGAUUCAUAUUAGAGAGAUGGUGGAAUUUGCAGUAAAUAACAAUUUAUUUGGGGUGAUUAUACCACAUGUUCUGUUGGAGAUCUGUGAAAAGAUGGGAACCACUAUUAAGAAUCAAGAAUUGUUAUUGAUUGGUUCUAUGUAUGGGAAUAAAGAUAUUAGUAUGGAUUAUACUGAUGCAGACAGGAAGGUAAAUGGUAUUCUAGUGGAUUCUAAACUUGUGAUUAACAGAGAUAAAUUAUGA